Messenger RNA from Sceloporus undulatus (fence lizard), 1046 nucleotides. RefSeq names its product calcium binding protein 5 (gene CABP5). The record is from RefSeq and is a predicted model, not a curated record. The coding region runs from base 51 to 572 and encodes 173 amino acids. The transcript has 6 exons. Gene Ontology annotation, molecular function: calcium ion binding. NCBI's taxonomy places the organism in Eukaryota, Metazoa, Chordata, Lepidosauria, Squamata, Phrynosomatidae.
CUGCAGUGGGUGACACGGGCGCUGGACGAGGGCACACAUUGCUGAAUGCCAUGCAGAAUACCCUUGGACCGGCGUGCAUCUUCCUGCGCAAAGGCAUUGCUGAGAAACAUGGGGAGCGGGAACUUGGUGCAGAUGAAAUUGAAGAGCUCCGUGAGGCUUUUGAGGAGUUUGACAAGGACAAAGAUGGAUAUAUCAGCUGUAAAGAUUUGGGCAACCUCAUGAGAACGAUGGGGUACAUGCCGACAGAGAUGGAACUCAUAGAGCUAUCGCAGCAGAUCAAUAUGAACCUUGGGGGCCGCGUGGAUUUUGAGGACUUUGUAGAGAUGAUGACACCAAAGCUUCUGGCAGAGACAGCGGGCAUGAUUGGACUUCAGGAGAUGAGAGAUGCUUUUAAGGAGUUUGACACAAAUGGGGAUGGGGAGAUCACCUUGGAUGAACUGUAUCAAGCCAUGCAGCGGUUGAUGGGGGAGCGCUUGACCCCACGUGAGAUUGCUGACGUGGUGAAGGAAGCCGACGUCAAUGGAGACGGGACAGUGGAUUUUGAGGAGUUUGUGAGGAUGAUGUCACGCUGAUGGAGUUACCCAGUCCUCUCUACUUUCAAGGACCAAAUAACACACUGCGCUUUCAAAAAAAUAAAUACAUGCACAGAAUUCAACAUCAAAUCCCAAUUUCAACUGGAGGAUGAAGUCAGACCUCAGUUUACAAAAGAGACUGAAUGGGGCAAAAGGGUGGGUACAUGAGAGAUGGGAAGGUGGAGGGAGGGACAAAUAACAAGACAGCAAAUAACUUGCAUUGGAAAAACCAUUGUACUGCCAGAAGAGAGCAUGGAAAAGUUACUGUUUGGACUCCAACUCCCAGAAUCCUCCCCCAUCUUAUUGUGGCCCUGCUGGCAGUGAGGGGUUUUGGGGAAUUAGGUCCAAGGAAAGUAACUUCCCAAGUGAUGUGGUCAACAUCCUUUAUCGCAGCUCAAUCCACCCAUCCCCACAAGCAGCUUGCUGAAUUUUGUGGAUGCCUCUCAACCCUACCUCAGAAAUCAAACCCAAACA